AUGGGGUUCAUCGAUGGUUCAUGUCCAACCCCAGCUCUCACUGCCACUGAUUUCAAAACCUGGAGCAGAUGCAAUGACAUGAUUACAUCCUGGUUGUUGAACUCUCUCUCCAAGGUAAUAGCUGACAGUGUUCUCUACUCAAAGACUGCAAAAGACCUUUGGACAGAUCUAGAGCAUAGGUUUGGUCAGCCUAAUGGUGCUAAGUUGUAUCACCUGCAAAAAACUCUCGCAGAUUUAGUUCAAGGUUCGCUAGACAUAGCUGGUUACUCCACAAAAAUGAAAGGAUUAUGGGAUGAGCUGGACACUCUCAACAACAAUAUGAUCUGCUCUUGCGACUGUCCUUUGAGGGGAAAUUCUGCUGCAUCUAUGGAUCAAACAGAGGGAGUUAUUAACAACAUCACUGAAGGUCCUCAGUUUGCACAACAAUUGUCAUCAGAACAAUUCACUCAGCUGGUUUCUCUCCUAAACCAGAUUCAAGUGGGAAAACCUGCUGAAGUUAAUGCAAACUCAGCAGCUG
Nicotiana tabacum (common tobacco) is the source of this 517-nucleotide messenger RNA. The record is from RefSeq and is a predicted model, not a curated record. NCBI's taxonomy places the organism in Eukaryota, Viridiplantae, Streptophyta, Magnoliopsida, Solanales, Solanaceae.